AUGGAGGAUGUGAUAGCUGCAUUGCAGCGUGGCAGCGCCGACAGGGUCCCCAGCCUUGCUGCCAGCCUGGCGCCCGUGCUGCGGUUACUGCAGGAGCAGGCGGACCGCAUCGGCCGCCUUGAAGAGAUCGUGGCAGCACAGCCUGACGCCGCCGAAGCGGCGCUGCGAGCACGGAUGGAGGAGCAAGAGGCCGAAGACGCGCGCGCGGAGCGGCUGCGGCGCCAGCUGUCGCAGGUGCAAGACUCAGUAGCGACUCUCGAGGCUCAGCACGCCGUUUUGGCAGCACACAGCAAGCAGCAGCAGGCGGCGGCGGCAGCGGCGGCGCAGCGGGUGGUGGCCCUCGAGGCGCAGUUGUUCAAUCGCAGCGGUGGCGCCGAUGGCAAUGACGCGGCGUGGAGGGUGCCACCAUUGGAGCAGGAGCAGGGGCCAGGCAGCGGCAUGCAGGGCGGCGGCGGCGGCGGCGGCGGCGGAGGCCUGGUCGAACGCGUCGGGCGGCUGGAGGAUCUGAUCCCGCAGUCUGAGAAGGAGGCCAAGCAGCGAGAGGAAGAGGUGCGCGCGUCGCUGGCGGGGAAGCUGCGGCGGCUGGAGGCGCGUGUUGCGGAGCAGCUGGACAGCAUCAGAGAAGACACCAAGCAGGCCAUCACGCUCACCGCGACGGCCAUGCGGCGCGACUCAGACGCUGCGCUGGGGUCGCGCGUCGCCGAAGCCGAGGCACGCGGUGCGCAGCGGGUUGAAGCGCUCUCCGCGGCUGUCGACGGCCGUAUCAUGCAGUCCGUCGCGCGCAGCGCCGCGGCGCAGUCCGACGAGCUCGAGCGGCGCGUGACGGCAGUCCACGAGUCCGGGGACGCGCGGCUGCGGGAGCUGGCCGGGCGGGUGGACGGCCUGGAGGUGUCAAAGGCAGAUGCGGCGUCCCUGACGGCGUGCGCGGCGCAGCUAUCUGAGGCGUUCGAGGAGGCAAGCGCCGCCCUCUCCGGCGCAAGCGCCGCGGCCGCGGACGCGCUGCAAUCAGAGGUAGGCGACCUGCGCCGCGAGGUCGCCAGGCUGUCCACCAGCAAGGCGGACGCGGACGCGCUCGCGUCGACGGCGCGGCGGCUGCAGCGGCGCACGGACGCGUGCGCGGAGCAGGCGGCGGCGGUGGCGCAGCGGGUCGAGGAGCUGGAGCAGCACGCCGCCGCGGUGCCGCAGGCGCUGGACGGCGUCCGGCUGGAGGUGGCUGAGCUGAGGGGCGGGGUGGAGGGGCUGCAGCUCACAGCCAAGGGCCUCCACUCGGCGUCGUGCGCGGCGGCCGGCGCGCUCGAGCGCCACGGGCGCGCCCUCGAGUCGCUCAACGCCCGCUGCGCCUCCGUAGCGCAGCGCGCGGAUACGCUGCGGCGCGACGUGUUCGGGGCCGGCGGGCCGCAGGGCGCAGGGCCGAUAACUGAGGGCGACGGGGACUGGGAAGGCGAGCCCGGCGCGGCGGCGGUGGCGGGGGCGCCGCUGGCGGCGCGGGUGGCGCGCGCAGAGGCCGCGUGGCGGCGGACGGCGGGGGAGCUGGGGGGCAAGGCCGAGGAGGCCGGCCUGCGGCGGGCGCUGCUGCGGAUAGACCAGCUGCAGGAGCAGGUGGCGUCUAACACCGAGGGAGUGGCGUCCCUGACCAACGCGACCUUCAAGCGCGUAGAUGAGCACGCCACCGCCAUACAGCGCCUCGCCGCGGCGAUCAGCAGCGCAGAGGAGCGGCCGACGUUGCGGGACGUGAAGCAGUGGGUGGCGGAGGGGCUGGCGCGGGCGGAAGCUUCCUGGCAGGCUGAGGCGCAGGACUUGAGGGGGCAGCAGCAGGAAGCGGCGGAGCAGCUGCAGGACACGUCAGCGUGUGCGCAGGCGGGGUCGGCGCGCUCAAACCAGGCAAUAGAGCUGCUGGAGGCGCUGAGGGCAUCGUCUGCCGAGGAGCGGCGCCGAGGCGACGAGGGGCUUCAGCGACUGCAGGGCAAGCUGGGCGCGCUCGCCGCCCAGGUGGCCCAGGGCGAGCGCUCACUGGGGCCGGCGGCGCGGCAGCAGGUCGCGGAGCUGGUGGCCGAGGCGAUGCAGGAGCGGCUGGCGGACCACCUGAAGCUGCACGUGACAGAUUUGGGGGCGCGGCUCGGCUCCGCCGAAGCCAAGCUGCGGGUGGUCAGCAGCCAGCAGGCGGCGGCAGGCAAGGAGGCGGCCGUCCAGGCCAGGCUGAUUGAGAAGCACUGCGGGCUGCUGUCGUCCCUCGAAAAGUCGCUGGUGGAGCUGGGAUCCACCUGCUCGGCAGCUACCAAGAAGCUGGGCGGCCGCUGGGAAGCCGCCAGGAAGCUGUCCGCCGAGCGGCAGGACGCGCUUGCAGCGGCGCUGGAACGGCAGGCGGCGGCAGUGGAGGCGCUGUCAGAGGGCCUCAGCUGCGCGGCUGCCAUUGCAGCAGGCGGGGGCGGCGCAGAGGCGGUGCGGGCGGCGGUGGCGGCGGCGGCGCGGCGGGCGGCGGGGGAGCGGGUGGAUGCGUUUGCGCGGGAGCGCUUGCGGGAGGACGAUGCGCGGUGGCAGCCAUAG
Monoraphidium neglectum is the source of this 2544-nucleotide messenger RNA. RefSeq lists its product as hypothetical. NCBI's taxonomy places the organism in Eukaryota, Viridiplantae, Chlorophyta, Chlorophyceae, Sphaeropleales, Selenastraceae. Bases 1 to 2544 code for a protein of 847 amino acids. The record is from RefSeq and is a predicted model, not a curated record. The transcript has 16 exons.